This is a messenger RNA of Cryptosporidium ubiquitum, 1395 nucleotides long. RefSeq lists its product as uncharacterized. NCBI's taxonomy places the organism in Eukaryota, Apicomplexa, Conoidasida, Eucoccidiorida, Cryptosporidiidae. Bases 1 to 1395 code for a protein of 464 amino acids. Gene Ontology annotation, biological process: vesicle-mediated transport; protein transport; small GTPase-mediated signal transduction. The transcript has a single exon. Gene Ontology annotation, molecular function: Rab GDP-dissociation inhibitor activity. Gene Ontology annotation, cellular component: cytoplasm. The record is from RefSeq and is a predicted model, not a curated record.
AUGGAUGAAAAAUAUGAUGUAUUAAUAUGUGGAACUGGACUAACUGAAUGUAUAAUAAGUGGAUUGUUAUCAACAUCAGGCAAAAAAGUUCUCCAUAUCGAUAGAAACAGUUAUUAUGGUGGAGAAGCAGCAUCAUUAAAUUUAACAACAUUGUAUCAGAAGUUUAGACCUGGUAAAUCUCCUCCUGAUAAUUAUGGAGCUAAUAGAGACUGGAAUGUAGAUUUAAUACCAAAAUUUGUCAUGGCAAGUGGUGAUCUCGUAAAAAUAUUAUUAAAAACAAAAGUGACAAGAUAUUUAGAAUGGCAGGUAAUUGAAGGUACCUAUGUAUAUCAAUUUCAAAAAGGAGGAUUGCUUUUUAAUCCCAAAUUCAUACAUAAGGUACCAGCUACUGAAAUUGAAGCUUUAAAGAGUCCAUUAUUAGGUCUUAUGGAGAAGAACAGAUGCAGAUCGUUUUUUUCAUUUGUGGCAAAUUGGUCAGAUGAUGAUGUUUCAAAACAAAUGGGAUUUAAUAGGAACACAAAUACAAUGAAAGAUAUAUAUGAUCAUUUCGGUCUAUCUUCGACCACUAUAGAUUUUGUUGGACAUGCUUUAGCUCUCUAUACAAAUGAUGAUUAUAUUAAUAAGCCAUGUGGUGAAACUUUGGAUAAGAUUAGAUUAUAUAUGAUGAGUCUAAGUAGGUAUGGUAAGUCUCCUUUUAUAUAUCCUGUAUACGGUCUUGGUGGUUUACCAGAGGGAUUUUCAAGAUUAUGUGCUAUUCAUGGAGGUACUUUUAUGCUAAAUACAAAUGUUAAACAAUUUUUAUAUGAUGAACAAGGUAAGGUAUCUGGUGUUAUUACCUCACAAGGAAAGGCUGAAUGUAAAAUGGUUAUCUGUGAUCCAUCAUAUGUAUUAAAUGAAAAUGAUAAUAAACCUAAAGUUAAGUGUACCGGUAAAGUUUUACGUUGUAUAUGUAUUUUAAAUUCUCCUAUUAAUGACACCAAUGAUGUGUCUUCAUGCCAAAUUAUUAUUCCUCAAAAUGAGCUUGGAAGAAAGAAUGAUAUUUAUGUUAUGAUGGUUUCAUGUACUCAUGGGGUGGCUCUUAAAGGCAAGUACAUUGCAAUUAUUUCCACUACUGUUGAAACUGAUAAUCCACUUUUGGAAAUUAAUCCAGCAAUAAAACUUUUAGGAAAUUCCAUUGAAGAACAAUUCUUCUACACAUCUGAUUUAUACGAACCAACUGAUUCAGGAAAGGAUGAUAAUGUUUUUGUCUCUAAAUCUUGUGAUGCUUCCUCUCACUUCGAAUCUCUAACUCAAGAUGUAUUGAGACUCUGGAAAAACAUUACUGGGGAAGAUUUGGAUCUCACUAAUAUUCCUACUGAAGAGGGAGAUGAAGAAGACGAAGCUAAUUUCUACUAG